AUGACGCGCGCGGCCAGUUGCGGCCCGAGACCCACAGGCGCGGCCGAGUCUCCUGGGAGCCGAGCGCUGACAGGUCUCCAGGUGAUCAGAUCUAAGAUUCGUGUGGAUUGUGGACAGCGUGUUCUUCAGAUUCUUGCCGCCGGCGGAGUGGUGCUGGCGCUGAGCAUCUGGCUGGCGGUGGACAACACGUCGUUCCUGCUCCUGACGAGGGUGUCUGAGAACGAGAGCCUGGCCACGUUCAACCAGCCGUCGGUCAUGGAGCACGGAGCCUACAUCCUCAUCGCCGCCGGAGGACUGGUCUUCCUCAUCGGGUUCCUCGGAUGCUGCGGCGCCGCCAUGGAGUCGCGGGCGCUGCUCACCAUGUACGGUCUGAUGGUCAUCGUCAUCUUCUGCUUGGAAGUGACAGCAGGAGCUCUCGCCGCUGUCUACAAGGCUGAGACGGAAGAAGAACUGCAGAACUUCCUGAAACACACACUGAAGAAAUACUACUCCACCCAAGACACCGCCAACUCCGUGACUGUCGCCUGGAACGCCCUUAUGGCUGAGCUGAAGUGUUGCGGCGUGAACAACUACACGGACUUCGAACAGGCGAUCAUGUGGCAGGCGAACAAGUCCUCGAGCGUGUUGGUGCCCGAGGCGUGCUGCACCUUGAAGGGCGACCCCAUGAAGUUUAUUCCCGAGGACGACACCUGCCCCGCCAGCCCCAACAGGGAGAAUUCUUAUUACCUCACUGGUUGCUACGGUAGACUGAAGAAUUGGGUAGAAGAUCACGCCAACUUGCUCAUGGGGAUCGGCAUCGGUGUGGCUGCCUUGGAGCUGCUGGGGAUGUUGUUUGCCUUCUGCCUCUGCUGUUCCCUCGGCCAGAAGAUCAAGUGACGCCAGCACCGCGUCCACACCGGCCACGAAGAACAAUAUACAGUCAAACAGCUUGACAUGGACUAAACAUAAAGUGAAAGAAAAGUCUCGAUAUAUAUAGUUAUAUAUAUAUGCGUAUGUGUGUGUGUGUAUGUAUAGUCUGUAAGUGGGAAAGAUUUUGUUUUCUUUUUUUGUGGUAUGGGGGGUGGGGGUGAUGAACAAGUGAAGUGGCUGAUUGCUAUGGUCGUUUUCACACACUUUUUAUUUUUUCUUUGACAAAAAGGUAAGCUCCCUUUGAAUCGGAUUAUUGUCAUAGUUUUGUCAUCCGUGUAAAAGACGAUGUAUUGUCAUUUCUGAUUAUCUUAAGGAUUUUUUAAAAAGACUCCCUUUUUAGUGAUUCAAACACAAGGCGAAAAAGAUUUACAUGGUUGGCCUAUA
Molecule: messenger RNA, 1293 nt
Organism: Penaeus monodon (black tiger shrimp)
Lineage: Eukaryota; Metazoa; Arthropoda; Malacostraca; Decapoda; Penaeidae
Product: tetraspanin-1-like
Exons: 7
Coding region: 1-876 (291 amino acids)
Cellular component (GO): membrane
Source: RefSeq, a predicted model, not a curated record